AUGGAAAGUCGACGUCUUACAAUGUCAAAUCCAUCAGCCGUAUUCUCCAUCAUUGCUCACGAAGCAUUAGAUCAUAUAACUACUGAAAGUGAACAUGACGAUGGAAUAGGUCAUGAAAUCGGACGACAACAUUCUCGACGACGAGUAAAACGUGAAUUUAAUGCGUUACCAGAAAAAGUUUUACUUGCAAUAUUUUCGUAUUUACCACAUAUUGAAUUAUUACGUUGUGCGCGUGUAUGUCGUUUAUGGCGUUCAUUAAGUCAAAAUUCAAAGUUAUGGAAAACAGUUUUUCUUCGACCAGAAUAUCAUGGUUUACAUGUAAGACAUCUUGAUCAAUUUCUUAAUUUAAUUGAUCAUAGAUUUUCAACAUCAUUAAAAUAUAUUGAAUUACCAAUGGAAUUAAUAACAGCAGAUGUUCUACAUGAAUUAGCUAAUAAAUGUGCAAAUUUAAAAUAUUUAACAUUAGAUUUUUCAACAGCAAUGCAAUUACAUGAUUUUAAUGAUCUUAAUGCAUUUCCAUGCAAUCUUAAAAUGUUGUGCAUUUGUUUAUCUGAAGUUAUUUUCCUUGAAGGUUUCAUGAGACGUAUAUAUGCAUUUUUAUCAUCAUUAGAAAUCUUACAAAUUAUUGGUACGAUUGAAAAAUCGAAUGAAGCUGAAGAGGAAGUGUAUGAAACAAUUAAUAUUAGUAAAAUUAAAGCACAAACACCGAAUCUUCGAGUUAUUAAUCUAUAUGGUAUAUUUUUUGUUGAUGAUAAUCAUAUAGAAAUAAUAGCAUCUGGUUGUAUUCAUCUUGAGUGUCUUGCAUUAAAUUAUUGUACACGUGUUAAAGGAUCCAGUUUUAAAACUUUAUUACAACGUUGUAAAAAGUUACAAUGUCUACUUCUUCAAAAUACUGGUAUUGAAGAUAAUGCAAUGUUAACUGCUGAAUGGGAAGCAUCUGUUAUUAAUGAACUUGAUAUAUCAUCAACAGAAUUAACUGAACGUUGUCUUUUAAAUUUAUUUACACGUAUGCCAAAAUUAAAUUAUUUAGCUGUACCAAAUUGUGAUGGUUUUACUGAUCAGGUACUUGAUCUAUUGAUUGAUCAAGGAAAAUUAUCAAAUUUACGAGCUAUCGAUAUAAGUAAUACUGUCAAUCUAAAUUAUGAGGCUCUUUUUGGUUUACUAAAACUUCACGGUCGUCAACUACGUGGUUUAUCAUAUGCUGGUAAUUCAAAAAUAACUGAACAAUUCUGGAUUAAUGCAAUAAAACAUUUAAAAAAUAUUAGAAUUUUGGUAAUUGGUACUUCACAUGGAUGGUUUAAAAAGAUAAAUACACGUAUUCAUAUAGAUCAAAUUUUAGAAGCAUGUGCACAAGAAUGUCAAAAACUUGAACGAUUAGAAAUACAGUGGGAUGAAGAAACACUAAGAUGGAAUGAAAAUAGUUCGAAAUUUAUUGAUCAUAUACGAAUUCGUUGUACAAAACUUCUAUCAUUAGUAUUAGCUGAUGGUGAAUAUUAUGAACUUGUUCGAUCAAAUUUCGAAAGAGCCGAUCGACAACGUGUUGUACGUACAACAACAAGCGAUCAGACUAGUAUCGUUAGUCUACUCAAUUAUUAUAAUGAUUUACGUUUUAAUUAA
Molecule: messenger RNA, 1617 nt
Organism: Adineta steineri
Lineage: Eukaryota; Metazoa; Rotifera; Eurotatoria; Adinetida; Adinetidae
Source: the annotation of a GenBank genome assembly